CCGAUUCUGCGUCCCACUGCCACAUUAUCCAAACCAUCACUAGCACUUGUUUCCCAACCAUAACUUCUCAUCUUCUUCAUUCAAACUGCAGCUUUCAUUUCAUCAGCUAUGGCCGCUUCUUGAUCUCGAUCAACCAUCCAAAUGCAGCUGCUGGCGCGGUCCUCGCCGUUUCUUCUCGCGUCGCCGGCGCUCUCUUGUCGCACGGCGCUUCCUCCUUAUCAUUUACGCAAACAGCACGCGAGCAAGUGGCCGCUCCGCCGACCUGCCGCCUCCGAUCAGCUUAAUCUGAAGUCGCUCACCGCCCUCGUCGUUCGGCUCACUCGCCGCCGGCAACUUGCUAAGAUAUUUGAGGAAAUAGAGAUUGCUAAAAAGCAACAUGGGAAGCUGAACAUAAUCGUGAUGAAUGCCGUAAUGCAAGCCUGUGUUCACUGCCAUGAUAUUGACUCAGCUCUUAGAGUUUUUGAUGAAAUGUCAAAGCCAAAUGGAUGUGGGGUUGAUGAUAUUACCUAUGGUACACUUUUAAAGGGUUUGGGUGCUGCUCAAAGGAUUAACGAAGCAUUUCAAGUUCUUGAGUCUGUGGAGAAAGGUACAGCUGUUGGUGAUCCACAGUUGUCCGCAGAGAUGAUUUGUGGUCUGCUGAACGCUUUAACUGAAUCAGGGGAUCUCCGCCGUGCUAAUGGACUUCUUGCAAGAUAUGGUCAUGCACUUCAGGAAGGUGGAACUCCAUCAAUUUUAACUUUUAACUUGUUGAUGAAGGGAUAUAUAACAGCUGGUUCUCCUCAGGCAGCUUUAGGCGUACAUGAUGAAAUACUGAGACAUGGAAUGACUCCUGAUAAGCUGAGCUACAAUACCUUAAUUUUUGCGUGUAUCAAGAGUGAAAACUUAGAGAAAGCAAUGCAACUUUAUGAGCAAAUGAAGGACAAAGCACAGAACCACCGGCGCUUUGAUGUUUACCCUGACCUUGUUACUUACACUACAUUACUACAGGGUUUUGGGCGUGUCAAGGAUAUAAAGUCGGUUGAGAAGAUCUUCACAGAAAUGAAAUCACGUGACAAAAUGUUUAUUGACCGUGUUGCAUAUACUACAGCUGUUGAUGCCCUGCUAAACUGUGGAUCAAUAAGAGGUGCCCUCUGUGUAUUUGGGGAGAUAGUAAAGCAAUCUGGCUGGAACCCUUUGUUAAGGCCAAAGCCCCACCUUUUUCUGUCGAUGAUGCGCGCAUUUGCUGCUAGAGGAGACUACAAUAUGGUCAGAAGGCUAUAUGAACGCAUGUGGUUUGACUCAUCAGGAACAAUUUCCUUUUCAAUACAAUCAGAAUCAGAUCAGCUUUUAAUGGAAGCAGCUUUAAACCAAGGCCAGGUUGACCUGGCUUUACAAAAACUGAAGAAAGUCAUAUGUAAAUGGAGGGAUAUAUCUUGGAAUACUCGAGGUGGCAUGGUUGCUGUACGAAUUGAGGCACUAAUGGGUUUAAACAGGUCUGUGCUGAGUCCUCGUGUACUUUCUCAGGUAUCUCCAAAAGAUGCAAUUGAGCGCAUCAUGAUACCGUUUGAAGAAGCUUCACCACUUCGAGCUACUUUGCAUUUGGAGCAAGUGGUUAUGCGUUUCUUUAAGGAUUCUGCUGUGCCCAUCGUAGAUGAUUGGGGAGGCUGUGUGGGGAUAUUGCACCGUGAAGACUGUGAUACACUAGAUGCUACACUGGCAACACUUAUGAGACGUCCACCACCUUGUGUUACAAACUCAACAUCAUUUAGCUGUGUAAUUGAUCUUAUGUUAGAGAAGAGGUACAAAAUGGUAAUAGUUGUCAAAUAUGGUGACAUUCAUGGAAUGUCCUCUGGCUCAAGUUCCAAGGCUGUAGGAGUUUUUACGUAUGAACUACUAUGUAAGCUUACAACAAACUCAUUGGAGAUUACUGAUGAGCAGUUUUGUCUGUCAAAUAGCAAUACAAAUAUUUGAGAUGAGUUA
Salvia miltiorrhiza (redroot sage) is the source of this 1959-nucleotide messenger RNA. RefSeq names its product pentatricopeptide repeat-containing protein At5g10690. Gene Ontology annotation, molecular function: protein binding. Lineage: Eukaryota; Viridiplantae; Streptophyta; Magnoliopsida; Lamiales; Lamiaceae. The record is from RefSeq and is a predicted model, not a curated record.